Messenger RNA from Podarcis raffonei (Aeolian wall lizard), 3389 nucleotides. RefSeq names its product zinc finger protein 345-like. The transcript has 7 exons. The record is from RefSeq and is a predicted model, not a curated record. Lineage: Eukaryota; Metazoa; Chordata; Lepidosauria; Squamata; Lacertidae. The coding region runs from base 639 to 2963 and encodes 774 amino acids. Gene Ontology annotation, biological process: regulation of DNA-templated transcription.
AGGAAAUUUGGGGUGGAAGGAAGGGGGGGGGCUUCCUCCAGAGCAGAAGCAGCUCCCCGCUUUGCAGAGGAAGGAGCCUCUGCGUAUCCCCACCGCGUGCUGCAUCCGCCGCUCCUCCUGCAACCCGGCAAAAGAGGUCCCCGAUCUAAGAUACCACCACAAAAUUGCAGUGUUAGAAGAGACCCUGAGGAUGAUUCAUUUGGUCCAGCCCCUUGCCAUGCAGGAAUCUUUUUGUGCACCAUGGGGGCUGGAACCCUGAUAUUUAGAGCCUCUUGCUCUACCAGGCCUGCGGGGCAGAGUUGCUCAAUGAGAGCAGAUUGUCAUACAAUCACAGAAUUGUAGAGUCGGAAGGGACCUCUGCGGAGCAUCUAGUCCAACCCCGUUUAAUGCAGCUCUCCCAUAUGGGGAUCGAACCCGCAUCCUUGGUGUUAUCAGCACCACGCUCUCCCCAACUUUGCUAUCCACGCUGAUGGUUCUCAAUUCCCUGUUUCCCAGGUGGGCUUCCUGGCUUUGUAGCGCAUGUGCGCAUUCGGAUGUGAGGGGAUCUUCAAAACACUGCUCUGCUAAAAAUUGGCAGCCUUUUCGUCCGAGGAGUCGAUUACGCAAGAACCCAAGUGAAAAAGAUGGAGAGAUAAGAGAUGGAAGAACAAGACUCUGCCGCCCUCGAAGAAGGAAGACAGCCUGAUAGCAUCAUGACUGGGAGCACUGGGGAAAUUUGGGUUGGAAGCAGACACAAGACAUUGAGGGAGAACAUCCAUGGCUUAGAUGUGCACUGCCAACAGUUUAGGCACUUCCAGUACCAGGAGGCCAUGGGACCACGGGAUAUUUGCAGCCGACUCCACCAUCUCUGCCGUCAGUGGCUGAAGCCAGAGAGACACACCAAGACUCAGAUCCUGGAUUUAGUGAUCCUGGAGCAGUUCCUGGCUGUCCUCCCCCCGGAGAUGGAGAACUGGGUCAGGGAAUGCGGAGCGGAGACCAGUUCCCAGGCGGUGGCCCUGGCCGAAGGUUUCCUCCUGAGUCGGGCAGAGGUCAAGAAGCAGGCAGAGCAGCAGGUAAAGGGUCUGUUUGCUGAAAUGGGAGGUGAUUCCCCUGCGACAGAGACGACUCCAUCAGACCCCAGACAGAAGCAGUUGGGCCAGGGAAUGAAGCGGCCAAGACAUCCUCAUUCAUUUCCUCUUUGUGGCGGAGCAGAAGGAGCCGCUGUGGAAUCGGAUCAGGGUCCAGUGUCCUUUGAGGAUGUGGCUGUACAUUUCACAGAAGAAGAGUGGGCUGUGUUGGAUCCUGACCAGAGAGCUCUGCACAAGGAAGUCAUGGAGGAAAAUAGAGGCAUCGUGGCCUUUCUGGGUGACAAAUCGAAAACCAAUAAUAAAGGAAAACGAGUUGGAAAAGAGUCACUGGAAAGAUGCACAAAGAAUGAAAAGGAGAGAAGGAAAAGUGAAGCAGAGAAGAUGGGAAGGAAUACACCCCCAGCCUCUCAGGGUAGUAACUGCAAUGAAAUUGCAGUCAAAGGAAAAACAGAUAUAAGGAACAAAAAGAAGUGUCGGGAUUAUUGGAAAAGUUUCGGUUCUAAAAGAAAAUGUAAAGCACAUUGCCAAAACUGCAAAGGGGAGAAACCAUAUAAAUGCUUUGAGUGUGGAAAGAGCUUCACGAGAAACUCCACACUCAUUUUCCAUCGUGGAAUUCAUAGUGGAGCGAAACCAUAUAAAUGCUUGGAAUGUGGAAAGAGCAUUAGCUGCAAGCAUGGACUCAGUUAUCAUCAAAGAAUUCACACAGGGGAGAAACCGUAUCAAUGUAUGGAAUGUGGAAAAAGCUUCACUCGGAAGAUAUAUCUUACUAAUCACCAAAUGGUUCACACAGGGGAGAAGUCUUAUAAGUGCCUGGAAUGUGGAAAAGGCUUCGCUCAGAGCUCCAAGCUCACUUCCCAACAGAGAAUUCACAUUGGGGAGAAACCAUAUAAAUGCCUGGAGUGUGGAAAGGGCUUCAGCUGCAAAAAGAGCGUCACUUACCAUCAAAGAAUUCACACAGGAGAGAAACCAUAUAAAUGCUUAGAAUGUGAAAAGAGCUUCAUGCAUAAGGCAAGCCUCACUUUUCAUCAGAGAACUCACACAGGGGAGAAACCAUAUAAAUGCUUGAAUUGUGGGAAAAGCUUCACCCAUAAGACAAGUCUCACUUUUCAUCAGAGAACUCACACAGGGGAGAAACCAUUUGAAUGCUUGGAAUGUGGAAAGAGCUUCGCUCGCAGUGGUGAGCUUUCUUCCCAUCAGAGAAUUCAUACAGGGGAGAAACCAUUUGAAUGCUUGGAAUGUGGAAAGAGCUUCCGUCACAGUUCUAGCCUUUCUUCCCAUCAGAGAAUUCAUACAGGGGAAAAGCCACAUAAAUGCUUGGAGUGUGGAAAGAGCUUCACUCGGAAGGUACAUCUUACUAAUCAUCAGAGAAUCCACACUGGGGAGAAACCAUAUAAAUGCUUGGAAUGUGGGAGCAGCUUUAUUUCCAAACACAGGCUCACUUCCCAUGGAAGAAUUCACACACAGGACUUACCAUAUAAGUGCAUGGAAUGUGGGAAGAGCUUCAUCUUGAAGCAAAGUCUCACCUCCCAUCUGAGAAUUCACAGUGGGGAGAAGCCAUACAAAUGCUUCCAAUGUGGAAAGAGCUUCGGUGGGAAGGCCCACCUUAGUUCUCAUGAAAGAAUUCACACAGGGGAGAAACCAUAUAAAUGUUCUGAGUGUGGAAAGGGCUUCAAAGACGGUUCUAGCCUUCUCUUCCAUCAAACAAUUCACACCGGGGAGAAACCGUACAAAUGCUUGGUGUGUGGAAAGGGGUUCAGAGACAAAUCUCACCUUACGAAACAUAAAAGAAUUCACACAGGGGAGAAGCCAUAUCAAUGCUUAGAAUGUGGAAGGAACUUCAGCUGCAAGAAAAGUAUCUGUAAUCACCAAAGAAUUCACAUAGGUAAGAAACUAUAAAAAAAAAUGUUUGGAAAGAGCUUCAGGAGACUCACACGUUUUUGUUGUCAUCAGUGGAUUCACAAAGGGCGAAACCAUAUUAAUGUUUGAAUAUAGAAUGAGGUUCAGAAAGAAGAUACAACUCACUUCUCAAAAGGAUUCACACAAAGGAUCAUUUAUGUAAAUACUUAAAAAGGUGUGGCCUUUACAUUGCCACAGAAGAGACGUCUCACUGAUCAUCAAAGAAUUCACAAUGGAGAGAGACUGUAUAAAUGAUUAGAUUAUGGAAAGGACUUCAUCUGCAAAAAAGGUUUCACUUCCCAUCAGAGAAUUCAUACAAGGGGGAAAGUACAGUGGUUCCUCAGGUUAAGAACUUAAUUCGGUCCGGAGGUCCGUUCUUAACCUGAACCUGUUCUUAACCUGAAGCACCACUUUAGCUAAUGGGGC